UGUGCUGUGAGAUCAUUGCGGUUAAACAAAUUACCGGGUUUUAAAACAAAUUAUUUGUUUAUUUAUCUGACACAGUUUGUCUUCAUGGUAUUGAAAUAAACUUUUUAUUAAAAUUCACCGGUUAAAUUUAUAUUGCAAAUUUGACAAGUGUAUUGCAUCAGAAUUGAAAUCUAUGACCGUGAAAAACAUCUAGGUUAAUUAAUAAAUUAAUUUCAAAAAAUGUUACGUUCUUUAAAAAAUUUACAAUCGUGUCCUAAGUUCAUUCCGUUUCAGCGACCACCAGUUGGAUACUCAACGCAGCGAUUGCAACCGCCGACAAGACCACCAUCAAAAGUUCGGGAGACGUUUCAGAAGAUCGCGACAUUUUUAGGCUCAUCGAAGUACUCUCCGAUCUCUUGGCGGAGUUUAGCGAUCGGUGGAACGGUGGGUGGCGCUUUUUUAUUGUACCUGGAGUAUUUGAAGCAAAAGAAGGAUCUGAUUGUUGACAAAGAACGUAGGAGGACACUCGGAAAAGCAGCAAUCGGAGGGAAAUUUGAGCUGGUUAAUUCUAAGGGUGAACUCGUUAAAUCUGAUGACUUCUUGGGUCAGUGGGUGCUCCUUUAUUUUGGAUUCACUCACUGCCCUGAUAUCUGUCCAGAUGAACUUGAAAAAAUGGUCUCUAUUAUUAAUGAACUAGAUCAAAAAAAUAUAAAAAUUCAACCAAUAUUUAUCUCCGUGGAUCCCGACAGAGACACACCAGAAGUUGUUGGAAAAUAUUGCAAAGAGUUUUCAGAUAAAAUAAUUGGAUUAACUGGCAACAAGGAGCAAGUCGCUAAAGCUUGCAAAGCUUAUCGUGUUUACUUCAGCAGUGGACCCAAGGAUAAUGACAACGAUUACAUUGUUGAUCAUACGAUAAUAAUGUACUUAAUAGAUCCAGAUGGUAUUUUCGUAGAUUACUAUGGACAAACCAACACCGCAGAACAAGUUAUGGGCAGCAUACUUCUCCACAAAGCUAAGUUAAACAAAUUGAAAAAUGAAGACUCGUGGCUCCCGUUUUUAGGUGUUGAAAAAGCAGAAAAUGCCGCAUGAUUAUUUUUUAUAUACAAGUAUUUUUACUUUAUUUCUUAUAAUAUUAGAUACUAAAUUUAUAAUUGUUAUUCACGGUAAGCUCACUUGUACUGUAGAUAAGUCACAUUUAAUUUUAAAAAUUAUUUGUAUAAAUAAUUCAUUAAUAAUAUUAAAAAAAUUUAUUUAAGAGUU
Messenger RNA from Cotesia glomerata, 1239 nucleotides. RefSeq names its product protein SCO1 homolog, mitochondrial (gene Scox). The record is from RefSeq and is a predicted model, not a curated record. Gene Ontology annotation, biological process: mitochondrial respiratory chain complex IV assembly. NCBI's taxonomy places the organism in Eukaryota, Metazoa, Arthropoda, Insecta, Hymenoptera, Braconidae. The transcript has 4 exons. The coding region runs from base 220 to 1068 and encodes 282 amino acids.